This is a messenger RNA of Sebastes umbrosus (honeycomb rockfish), 2375 nucleotides long. It is a transcript of the gene nxn, whose product is annotated as nucleoredoxin. The transcript has 8 exons. Gene Ontology annotation, molecular function: thioredoxin-disulfide reductase (NADPH) activity. The record is from RefSeq and is a predicted model, not a curated record. The coding region runs from base 250 to 1506 and encodes 418 amino acids. NCBI's taxonomy places the organism in Eukaryota, Metazoa, Chordata, Actinopteri, Perciformes, Sebastidae.
GGCGCUUUAAGCGGAGCGCAUUCCUGCACAGCGCGCUCUCACUCACACACCGGAGGACGAGGAGCCGCGGUGACACACACACACAGACACCGCAACGCCUCACCAGAGAGAGAGGCUGCUGGGAGAGCUCACCUAAAACCACCAACAUUGGAGGUGGAGGAAGUGCUGGGUGUCGCCUGAAACAUAGCGGUGUUUACAUGUACGGCAGCCUCGGCUAACAGGAUAAACGUUGUGUGUUCAGCCGCAGCGAUGUCGGAGUUUCUGUUGAGUGUGCUCGGGGAGCGGCUCGUCAACAGCGAGAAAGCCGAGGUGGACGUGCAGUCGCUGGGCUCGAAGCUCCAGCUGGUCGGGCUCUUCUUCGGCUGCAGCCUGAACGCGCCGUGCAAGCAGUUCAACGGCAGCCUGUGCGAGUUUUACACCCGGUUCAAGAAGGCGUCGGAGCACAAGGACAAAUUGGAAAUCGUCUUCAUCUCGUCCGAUCAGGACCAGAAACACUGGCAGGACUUUUUGCAGGAGAUGCCAUGGCCAGGGUUACCUUUCAAAGACAGACACAAAAAGAUGAAGCUGUGGAACAAGUACAAAGUGACCAGCAUCCCAUCUCUGGUGUUUGUGGACGCAGCUACGGGGAAGGUGGUGUGUCGAAAUGGUCUACUGGUGGUCAGAGAUGACCCUAAAGGCCUGGAGUUCCCCUGGGGGCCGAAGCCAUUUGCGGAGGUGGUGGCAGGGCCUCUGCUCCGGAACAACAGGCAGACAACAGACAUCAGCUCUCUGGAGGGACACUACGUGGGCGUGUACUUCUCAGCACACUGGUGCCCGCCUUGCCGCAGUUUGACCCGGGUCUUGGUGGAAACAUAUCGAAUCGUAAAAGAGUCUGGUCAGAAGUUUGAGAUCGUGUUCGUCAGCGCUGACAGGUCGGAGGAGUCCUUUAAGCAGUACUUCAGCGAGAUGCCGUGGUUGGCGGUGCCGUAUUCGGACGAGGCUCGGCGGUCACGACUCAACAGACUAUAUGGAAUACAAGGUAUUCCCACGCUGGUCCUGCUGGACGCAGAGGGUCACAUGAUCACGCGACAGGGCCGCGUUGAGGUGCUGAACGACCCGGAGUGCCGGCUCUUCCCUUGGCAUCCUCGGCCCGUGCUGGAGCUCAGCGAGUCCAACGCCGUGCAGCUCCACGAGGGGCCCUGCCUUGUCCUGUUUGUGGACGCAGAGGAAGAAGGCGAAUUGGAGCCGGCCAAGGAGCUGAUUCAGCCAAUAGCGGAGAAGCUUAUGGCCAAGUACAAAGCCAAGGAGGAGGAGAUGCCGCUGCUGUUCUUUGUGGCUGGAGAGGAUGACAUGAGUGACUCCCUGCGGGACUACACUAACCUCCCAGAAGCAGCGCCUCUGCUCACCAUCCUGGACAUGUCGGCUCGCGCCAAGUACGUCCGCGACGUAGAGGAGAUCACGCCGGCCGUAGUGGAGCAGUUUGUCGGCGAUUUCCUGGCUGAAAAGCUCAAACCAGAGCCCAUCUAAAGAGGAAGUCCACAUAUAAAUGGGACGUACUAUAUGGGAAUCACUCCAUCAUCGAACCCUGACCUGUUGACCCUUCCCAGCCUCCCACUAUCUCUCCCACCUCCCCCCCUGACUCUGUCAGACUGUUAGAGAGAUGUCUCACUUUUUACUGACAUUUUAACAUUUUUUAGACAUGUUUCUCUUUUCACAGAGUCCUCUCUUUCUCCUGUGGUGCCUUGCAUUGACGAUAGUCCCUACAGUAAUAUAUAUACGGAGAUUCUGUCGGUUCUUUUUUUGUUUUUUGGCCUCAAGAAAAGUAUUUUUUUGUCACCCAAUAGCAUUUCUGAACUCUAGAGAAAAACCAGAGAAUUACCCAGUGGACCUACUUAUUCAGCUGAUUCUUUGCUUUCCUGUUUUUUUGUCUGCGAGUUACUUUUGGUUUCUGAAUGAUGUCGAGGAAGAAUAAAAUGCAUUUUUACAGUCGUAAUUCACAUGUAGUGCAAAAUGUGCUAAACCUCAGUUGGAUGUAGCCGUAAGCCUUUAUGGCCCUAUUUAAAGAAGUAAAAAAAACAGGUGCACAUACAGUAAAGAUCACAUUAUACUUGCUUGUAACAGACCAAUGACUGAUGUUUUAAAGCCCCCUGUGUCUUGUUGUGUGUGCUAUGAUGUGAGUGAAAGUCAUCUCUUGCCAGUUGUUAACGGUGGUUCUCAUCUCAAAGUCAUUACGAGGAUUUUCUGUGAAGAUCCCCUAAUGAAAAGGCCAGGGUUACUUCUGAAGGCACAGAACUGGCAUUUUUGAGAAGUGUUGAAUGUAUAAAUCCCUGUAUUCUGUUACUUCAGUCAUGACUUCUUCUUCUCACACCCAUUAAAAAUUCACUGGCAAGCACAAA